Messenger RNA from Saccostrea echinata, 1141 nucleotides. RefSeq names its product chitin deacetylase 1-like. The coding region runs from base 65 to 1042 and encodes 325 amino acids. The transcript is spliced from 6 exons. The record is from RefSeq and is a predicted model, not a curated record. Gene Ontology annotation, biological process: carbohydrate metabolic process. NCBI's taxonomy places the organism in Eukaryota, Metazoa, Mollusca, Bivalvia, Ostreida, Ostreidae.
CAGUACACAUAAACCCAGAGAAUAUUGCACUACCGGGUCCAUAACUACAGACAGGUGCUUGAUCAUGUCUCUGCUCCUGGCUGCUUUAGCAACUCUGGUCCUUAGGGUCACAGCCCAGGGAGGGUGUGACCCCGCCAGCAACUGUCAGCUACCCAACUGUCGCUGUUUUUUGGACAGUGCUGUUCCCGGGGGUCUGAAUAUGUCGGACGUCCCCCAGUUAGUCGUUCUGACAAUGGACUAUAUCUUAAAUGAAGAAUAUGAACCAUUAUAUAACCAGAUCUUUGUGGUUAACAAUCCUAAUGGAUGUGAGAUAAGGGGAACAUUCUUUGUACAAGAUCAAGGCUCGAACCUGGGACUGGUCAAGCGGUAUGCCGACGGAGGGUUUGAGAUUGGAAUCAAUUCUAUAGAUGGAACAAUUCCUACCACGGAGGGAGACAUGGUCAACAUGAUGAAAACUGUAAAACAGGACCUGAAGACAGCAGGAAUCGACGAUACCAAAGUUAAGGGUGUCAGACUGCCUCAACUAGCGACUUCCGGUGAUACAGAAUUCACCGCUAUCGGUAACAAUGGCUUGCUUUAUGACGCCGGAUGUGUUACAAAUCAGUACGACCAGCAGUUGAAUUACAAAUGGCCGUUCACAUACGACUACCCACCUACCGAAAACCUGUGUACAACCGGCACCUCCGCCACCAGAAAGUACCCAGGUAAAUGGCAGGUGCUCGUUGCCGAUCUGACGUGGAAGGGGAACAAAUGUCCCUCCCCAGCUGGGUGUGCCGGGGUCGAUACCCAGAAGGACGUGUUUGAUCUUUUAUACAAUAAUUUUGCCUCCCACUAUGAAGGUAACAAGGAACCCUAUGUGAUUGUGUUGGACCCUCUGUGGAUGAAGACCGACUACAAACUGGAGGGCACUAUAGAGUUUGUGGAUUACGUCAGAGCAGCUUUUGACGAUGUGUGGGUCGUUACGGCUGACCAGAUGUUACAGUGGGUCCAGACCCCAACCAAAAACUCGGAUCUUAACAACUUCGCUCCAUUCCAGUGUUAAAAAACAUCAAUUCAUUUUACAUGUGUAGAACUUUAAGUGCGGGACUCUCUCGCAGUUUUAUACCGGUAGUAUUCAAACAGUUAGUUUGUAUCGUUUUUC